Messenger RNA from Polyodon spathula (Mississippi paddlefish), 5588 nucleotides. RefSeq names its product ensconsin-like. The record is from RefSeq and is a predicted model, not a curated record. NCBI's taxonomy places the organism in Eukaryota, Metazoa, Chordata, Actinopteri, Acipenseriformes, Polyodontidae. The coding region runs from base 36 to 2711 and encodes 891 amino acids. The transcript has 21 exons. Gene Ontology annotation, cellular component: microtubule cytoskeleton. Gene Ontology annotation, biological process: microtubule cytoskeleton organization.
GCUCCCGCUCAGUCGGCGGAAAAUCAGCUCAAAAGAUGGCGGAGGGCGCGACGUCCCUGAAGGGGCUGCGAGCGCAAAUGGUUGCUGCAGCCCAAGCCCAAGCCGAGGAGAGGCGAGGCCAAACUGGAACCAGUCCUGUUCCAGCAGCGUCACCUAAAGGAAGCAACACAAGGACAGGUGCCAGGCCAGUACUCGAUGGAGCAACACUAAGGAUAGACGACAGGCUGAGGGUGGCUAAGGAGAGACGGGAGGAACAGCACAAGCAACACGCUGCUAGAGAAACCCAAAUACUUGAACGAGAGAAAAAGGCAAAGUUGCUGUAUGAGAAACAGAUGGAGGAGCGACAGAGAAAGCUGGAAGAACAGCGGAAGAAGGAGGAGCAGCGGAGGUCUGCAGUGGAGGAAAAGAGAAAGCAGAAAAUGGUGUUGGAGAAGGAGCACUACGAAGCAGUGAUGCUGCGCAGUUUGGAACGCAGCCAGCGACUGGAGCAGAGGCAGAAGAGGUGGUCCUGGGGUGGAGCUGUGCCUGUGGAAUCUGAGAGUAAAACCGGUGAUCAAGGAACAGACCCGUCACAUCCUGUAGAUUUAAUUGACUCUUCCUCUCCUGCAGAGCCUCAGACCGUGCAAGAAGUUGACAAACGCUCUGCAUCCACAAUGAACCUGAAACAGGCAGAUUCUGUUAUCAACAAACGCCUUUCCACAUCGUCUGCUACCCUCAUGAAUUCCCCCGACAAAAGUGUCCAAAGGAGGAGUUCUUCCCUUAACAGAUUGGCUAAUAAGGCCACCCAACCCCCUAAGGAGCCACAAAAACUAUCUCAGAGGGAGCAGACAGGCUCUGUCCUGAAGAAGAGGAGCUCUUCAUUAAGUAGACUGGGAAGUAAAUCCCAGGCCCCUCCAAUGCUAGAGAAAGGGACAAAGGAGGAAGAACAAGCUCGUCGUUCUCACGCCAGUCCCCUGGGUAGCGGUUUCAUCAGUCGCCUGCUCACUCCCACACAGGCCUCCUUAGCUAGGAGCAAGAGUACAGCUGCCUUGUCGGCAGAAGGAUCAGUUUCCCCAGAGUCUCACAUCUGUCCUCGUUCAGCCUCUGCCAGCUCCAUUCACCCCCCCAAAGGACCCCUGCGCAGCCGUAGCAUCGACCGGCAGAAAGGAGGACCCCCCUCCACAGCCUCCUCUGAUGGAGCCCCUGAGAACACGCAGAAACCAGAAAAGCAAAGGCGUCCUCCUUCUCCAGCCGGGAAGAGGCCCCCCUCCCCUUCCAACCUGCCAGGGCAGCGCCGAUCUCCCUCUCCGUCCCCAGCCACCACAGCCAAGAGACCCCCCUCCCCUUCCACAGCCAAGCCAAGCCCCCGGAAUCGCCCCCCCUCCCCCAGCGGGGUGAAGCAGCGCCCCUCUUCCCCGCAGCCUGCUGUGAAGCCAGUCCCCAUCCAGCGGCCCGCUCUCACCCCCACAGGACCCCCCACCCUCCGGAAGAGGGACCCCAAACCAAAGGAGAGCCCUGCAGUGGCACCCGAGUCUCCCCAGACCCCCGAGCCUGCAGUGGCCGCCAGCAGCAAGACCAAAGAGGAUCCAAGCACCAAAAAUAUUGCAGGGACCACGUCUGCUGAAGAGGCAGCUAAAAUCCUGUCUGAGAAUCGUCGCCUGGCUCGAGAGCAGAAAGAACGAGAGGAGCUGGAGAGGGUGCAGAGGCAAGAGGAGGAGAGGAUAAGGAAAGAGGAGCAGCAGCUGCGUGAGGAGGAGGAGAGGGUCAGAAUGGUAGAAGAGCAGCGCAGACUGGAGGAGGAGAGGAAGAAGGAGGAGGAAGAGAGAGAGCGCCUGGUGGAAGAGGAGAGAGCCAGGCUCGCGAUAGAGGAGCUGGAGAAGCAGGCUGAGCUGCAGCUGCAGAGAGAAGAAGCUGAUGCCCUUGCUCUGAAGGAGGCUGAGAAACAGAGGCUGGAAAGAGAGAGGGUAAUGCAGAAGAACCAGCUGGAGCGUAUUGCGAGGAAGAAGAGAAUUGAAGAAAUAAUGAAGAGAACAAGAAAGGGAGAGCAAAACGAUUCAAAGAGAGAUGAGAAGUCUGAUAACCAGGGCUCUGAUGAUAAUGAUGAGGAGGACAAGAUGUCAAAUGCUGAGAGUGAUGACAAGGAUGGAGAGGAGAACGAGACAGAUGACUUUGAAGAAACAGACGCCCCUGAGGAAAGUAAGACUGAAGUUGUGAGCAUGCCAAUAGAAUUAGAGACUGAAACUCAGGGUCACCCUGAAGCAGAGGGUGUGACUCAAGAUAAGGAGGCUGUACCUGAAGUGGGAAAGGGAACCCCAGAGGAACUGGAAGCGAAGAUUGUAUCUCCUGAUGAGCGUGUGGUGACUGGGAGUGUGAAUGGAGGGGUGGAGGUUGAAGACAAAGAGAACAACAAUGGGAGAUAUUUAGAGACCGUCCAGCCUGUAGCAGUCAGCCUAACCCCCAAAUCCAAGCUGGUGGAAUCCUCCGAAUUCCUGCAUGUGAACGAGGAUGACAAAGUGGGACGUUUGCCGAACCUGAACGGGAAGUCGGGCUCUUGGACCUUUGAGGAACUGAUAGAUCUUGGAGUUCAUUCCAAGACGGCUGUAAUAACUGUAGACAGCAUGAACCAAAACCUAAUCGACACUGCAGGCAUUCCUGAGGGCCCCAAAGUCGCUUUUGAAGAUAAGACUGUGAUGGCGAUGAGCAAGCCAAUGGAAGCUGUGUCAGAAAUGUAAUUGCUGCCAGCCCAGAAGGUCUGUGAUCGUUGCACUCCAAGUAUCCUGUCUCUUACUGAGUACUGGAGAGCUUUGAUAAGAAAAAACUAAAAAAGAUGCUGCUUUGAGAAAGAGGGUGAGAGAGAGAGAGAGAUAACCGGGUUGCAUCAAGAUUGAAACCAUGGACAGGGAGCCUGCGUUGAAGAGCAGCAAUGUGGAUUGCUCAUUUUGCACCUCAAUAUACAUAUAAAACAUGCUUCAGGGAAUUUAUUCCUUUACUGUGCUGUGCUUCUUUCUCUUAGAUUUCACCUUAACAUGAUUUUUUUUUUUUAGGGGGAGCAGGGGGUUUCGUAAGAAUUUAUUCAGCUACCUAACAUACAUUUCUUGGUUUUAGUCCAUAAAAUGUGUACAGUAAUAUUCUCUUGAUUUUUAAUUAGUGUCUGGAGGCUAUGGCUAUUGGAUAUGUUGCCUUGCUGAUGUAAAGAUUUACAUUUCAUUUUUAGUGGAUGCGUUCAGGAGACGGGCCGCUGCAUCUUGUUAAGUAAAUUGUUGCAAAUACAUUACCGGCUGCCACAGAGUGAAUGCAGCUUAGCCCUGCCAGAGGCCAAUGACUUGUGCUUAGAGCUGUGAGGUCUGCUGUCUUCAGCCGUGGGAUGUUGCCAUGUCUUGGUGUUUUAGGUUGAAAGCCUUAUAUGCUGUACAGUGAUAACAAAAGUUGACUAAGGCAUUUCACAGAAAAGAUGGGUAGGUAGGAUCUGCCUUCGGGCACUGCUAGAGUGUAAGCUCUGAAGGUUAAAAGGGCAACUAAGAAGCACAUGCUGUCAAUUCUUCUGUCCUGGACCAGCUGUAGUGUUUCUUUUGUUCUUUAAAAUUACGUGAAGAAACGGCUUGCUGUUUCUCUUGGUAAACUUAGCAGCUGGUGAUACUCUGCAUGAUUUGGAGCUCUUUUCAAGCUCUUUGGUAGAACAGUACUUCAAUGUUAGUAUUGCAUACAGUCUUGUAGUAAUUGUACACUUUGCACAGGCAGGGGAUCCCGUGUUUCCCAAAGUUCAGCGUCUGGAGCUAGUAAUGAGAGAGGGUUUCUGAAGGGCCACAAACACACACAGGAGCCCCUAGGGGCUGAGCUUCAAAUGUCGGUGGCCAGUUUUGAAUGAAAGGUUAAUUGGUGUUGUAUGUGUAAGUCUUUUCAAUGUUAUGUUCUUUUAAGUAGUGUUAUUGCAAUAUUACUGCACUAAUAAAGACUAGGAUAAACUCAGUACUGUGCCGCUUACCAUUUAAAUAUUGACUUAUUUUUAAUAAAUGUAAUUUUGCUUAUCAUUUAUGUAUUUAAGUAUAUUUCUACAUAUUUUCCGUGUGUGUGUGUGUUAUUGUAUUUUGUGUACAUAAACAGUAUUAGGCCGUGAAGCAAUUUUGUUGCUGGUGAUGCUGAAUCUUCUUUAACUGCUUUCUUGAGUCCUCAUGGUCCUGCUUCAUUUCAGUUUCACUUUGUUGGACUUGAAUCUUUUUGUUUUGUUACUUAAUUGUUCAAGAAAAAACAGGUCAAUUGUACUUUAAUAGAAUAUUUUGUAUGUAAACGUGUGUUUGCACGGGUUAAAAAAAUAUAAACUACUGCAAGUUCUUGGAUACAAAUUGCUUAAUGCUCUGGCUUGCGUAAUUCCAGCUGGUUACUGCUUGCAAUGCCGCAUGUGAAGUUUCUGUGUCUGCAGCAAGAAAUAUAUGGAUCAAGCCAACACUGCUGUGAGAUUUAUUUCUAUUGAUGAUAAGAGUGCAGAUUUAAAACAUUUUCAGUCCCUUUUGUGAAACAAAAAAAGCCCUGGUUGCAAUGGUUAAACAAGUACUAGAAUUCAGAACCUUGUGUAGGACUGGUGCUGCCCAUUCUCUUACAGGAGAGCAAUUUGAAUGAAUGGCCAACUGCUAAUGCCUAAAAUACAAUUUUUUCUGUGUCCUCUCUCCUCUGUUUGGUUCCGAGUUGAGCUUAUACUCCUGGGGAUACCCAUUAUCUCUGAGCAGGAGAUCUGUAGUAUCCAAGCAACUAGUUCUGCAGAGUUUCUGUAAUGUAGGAUACAGCCUAGGAACUUUGGGGUAACUAGCCGGCUGCCUCAGAGCGCUGCUGGUACUUCUGUGCAUCUCGAUUUAAACUUGUUGCAUGCAUUAACCUAUUACUAAAAUAGCCCUACAUCUGGCUAAAUAGUUUAUGUACUACCUUUGUACUUUAGAUGCCUUACUACAUGAGUUAAUGACUUGUCUAUGUUCUGUUGGGAAGCCAUUUGUAUAUAAUGCAAUACUAGAAUAUGAAAGUUGUCAACAUUGUUUUUAACCAUAGGGAUGAAUGCCCCCCCUUUUGCCCUCUGAGAAUGUAAUGCUUACAGAAAAAUCCAUGUAUUGCAGUCUUGUUAAUGUUUGUAUCCUUACCCCCGACCCCACUACCGACUAAAUAUUGCUUUAUAUUUUACCAGAUCGCUUCUGCAUAACCUGCUGUGAAGAAUUCGGUUCAUACUUCAAAAAAAUGAUAUAUAUAAACUUGACUAAGUUUGUUUUUUGUUUUGUGUGCUUUCAAUGUUAAAAUCCUCAGACAGGAGAGACGCUGCUCAUAAAAGCACAGAUUUGUCUCGUUGGAAACUCUUUUUGUCUUUUACAAACAAUAACAACAACCCAUUCUGGUUGCAAUGUUUUAGACUAGAGCAGUGCCUUAGCGAAGAAUAGGUUGUGUAUUUUUGUAAAAUAGCUUAUCCUUGACCUGACAAUCAUUUUGCAAGCAGUCUGAAGAUGCCUCUUGCUGUGCAGCUGUUGUUGAAUGCUCUGUUCACAGCUCUAUGUGAAUAGAUCUUAAAUGUACUGAUAAAAUACAUACUGUUUAAAUAAAGUUUUGCAAAAUAAAAAAGGAUGAACAUAUUGGUG